Molecule: messenger RNA, 7246 nt
Organism: Poeciliopsis prolifica (blackstripe livebearer)
Lineage: Eukaryota; Metazoa; Chordata; Actinopteri; Cyprinodontiformes; Poeciliidae
Exons: 2
Coding region: 78-6569 (2163 amino acids)
Source: RefSeq, a predicted model, not a curated record
UUAGCCAGGUUUUACUGGACCCCCAUGUCUCAACCAUUCUGGAUGAAUGCCUGUCUCCUGUUUCAGUGGCUUCAGACAUGCAGUCUCGAUCUGUCUCUUUGGAAUCAUUAUUUGGUGAGAGCCGACCUCCAUCUGUCGAUUCCUUGGAUGAAAGCGGGCCACUUUCACAUGAGUCACCCAUUACAGAGUUGGGAGAAAUUCUGGUAGAAUCUGAUCUCGCUUCACUGGAAGGGCAUUUAUCGCCUGUUUCUGCUAUGUCAGAUAUUGAAUUUGUGUCUAUAACAUCAGCAUUUAAUGAGCGCAGACAGUCAUCUGUAGAUUCUGCUAAGAAAAGCUGUCCUGUUUCACUAGACUCAUGCAUUCCAGAGUUUGAACACACUUUAGUAAAAGUUAAUAAAAACACACAACAGAAAUCCUUGUCACCUAGUUCAGUUCUUUCAGAUCUAGAUUGUGUGAUGUCAGAUAUUGAAUGUGCACAAUCAGAUGUAAACUUAUCUAUUUCAGAACAGAGACCUGACUCAUCAGAAUCACAAGCAUCUGAGACCAUGGUGAUAGUACAGACCAAUAAUUCGGCUUAUUUAAAGGAAAUCAGGGUACCAGUCUACAGAUUGGUUUUUGAUGCAGAACUUUGGAAGCUUAUCUCUAAAGUACGAGAUCCUCAGUACAGUGGGGAGACAUUCUUUAGUAAAAUAGGAGUUUUUGAAUAUGUUGGCACCAGAAUUGAGUAUUUUCCAGAAUCCCCUGUAGUAAAAACAAACGAGUUGGAGAAUAAUUUAAGGUCAGGCAAUGCAGAAUUAGAAUCCGGAUCUUUGUCUCUUUUGGAAAUGACUACAAAUGUUAAAACAUCAAAUUCCAACUUGUGUCUAGAUUCUCAUGGUCCCAGAUUUUCCUUUCAACACCUCAGCAUUUCUCAGUCUCUGCCAAACUCACCAGUAUCAACCGUAUCAGUUGAAGAUUCAGAACAUUGCAUACCCACAGUUUUCAGUGAAAGCACACAUCAAUCAAUGACUUCAGCAAUAUCUGUUGAUGACAGGAGUGCAAUAUCACAUGAUUCACCCUUCCCAGAUUUCAGGCCUGUAGUAUCGGAGUCAGUUACAGCUUAUUCAAUCGUACCAGAAGGUGGAUGUCAGACCCUGUUACGUGAUUCAACUGUAAGACAGAUCAAAGCAAAAGAAACUGAACGCUUUGCCUCAUUUGUUGGAUUCAGGUCAGAAUCUCCACCAGUUCUUUCACACUUGGAGAGUGCUCAUCUAAUAAGUACAUUGAGGCAAACUAAAGGCAUACCAGACGCAUUUGAGUCAGAAGCCAAGCUUGAAAGGAGACCUUUGUCAUCUGAUUCUGAGUCAGAGUGUAGGUCUAUAUCACCUGGGUCUCUGACUUUCAUUUUCAAACCAUCCCCUGAAUCUGUUGGUUCUCCAAAUGAAUUCAGAGCGCUGUCCCCAGAUUCUCCAAUUCCAGAGUUUAAGGAAGCACUACAGAAAUCCAUAAACACAUACUGUGAGCUUAGAUCUUCUGUCCCAGAGUCAGUGUCAUCAGAAUCGGAGGUGGAAAUGAAUUGGGGGGAGACAUGGUUUGAGGAACAGUGUCUAUCUCCUGACUCUGCCACCUUUGGUAGUGAAACAAAUCUUCCAGCUGAUUCUCCAGUACCUGACUUUAGACAACUUUUCUCAGUUGCUCAUGUUGAUUACAGUUGUUACAGGGCAUCAUCACCUGAAUCCAGUCGUUCAGAUUUGGAUUUUGCUCCCUUCAUUUCUCAACUGUUUGAAGAUGAAGUUAAAGAAAGACCAAAUACCACAGAGUCAAAUCUAUAUUUGCAUGAAUUCCAACAUUUAUCCCCAGACUCACCAAUACCUCAAUACACUCACAGGGAGGAAAACACAUUAAUAUGUGGUUCUGCAUCUCCUGUGUAUUCAGAGGAGGAGUUAGAGAUAGAGUUUUGUGAGUCCUGGUUUAUUGAGGACAGAAGAGCAUCUUCUGGUUCAUCAUCUGAAUCUGAAUUCAGACCAGACUCCCCCAUACCUGAUUUUACUCAGGCGCUACAAGAGUCCUUUAAUUCACACUCUGCUUUAAGAUUCUCAUCCCUAACCUCACUAUCUUCAGAGGAAGAAACCAAUUUAGAAUUGGACAUAUCUGUGCCUUGUCUUUUUGAAGACCGAGCAGUAACUCCUGGUUCUUCAAUAUCUCAAGAUGAAUUGAGACCAGACUUGCCCAUUCCUGAAUUUACACUUAAUCGUGCUGAAAUAUGUCACAUGAAUGUAAUUGUUUCAUCUUCUGAGUCAUUGGCUUCAGACAAAAAAUUGGAGAUUGAUUUGUGUACGACUUGGCUUUUUGAAGACAGAGCGACAUCUCCUGGUUCAACAACAUCCAAAGAAGAGUUUGAUGCUCCUUCAUCAGAUUCUCCCAUUCUCACACUUACUCGAAUACCAGAAAAAUCCACAACUUUGCUCUUUGUUUCAAGGUCUACUUCAUCAGAAUCAGUGUAUUCAGAUUGGGAAAUGGAAUUAUCUUCUUCUCUGAUGACAGAUGAUUUCCCUCUGUCACCUCUAUCCCUAACACCUCAAAGUCAAUAUGGAUUGCUUUCUCCAGAUUCACCUGUUCCUGACUUUAACCUGGACUUUUCUGAUAGUCAUCAUAAGAUAUGUUACAACAGGUCAUCAUCAAUUGAAUCAGAGGCUUCAGAAAUUGAAUAUGCCCCUUUAAUUUCACAGACUAUUGAUUUUGAGGGCAGUGUAAAAUUCUGCCCAUCAGGACAGUCAGAUGAUGAGCUUGGACGUUUGUCUCCCAUCUCUCCUUUACCCCUGCACUCCCUAGCCUUAUCUUCUGAUGUAAGGGUCAGAUACAGGUCCACUUCUCCCGAGUUUGAGUUCUUAGAGGAAGAUGUGGACACUGAUUUGUGUAUGGCUUGGCUCUUUGGAGUCCGAUCAGAAUCUCCUUGUUCAAGAAUAUCCAAAGAAGAGUUGAGACCACUUUCACCAGAUUCACCUAUUCCCAUAUUUAGGCAACAGGACUCCAUAAUACCUAACUGGGAACUAAGGUCCACAUCACCUGAAUCAGUGUUUUCAGAUUUAGAAAUGUCUUCAGAGUUCCCAAGCGUAACUGAAAGUAGACCUUCUUCCCCAGAAUCUUUAACAUCAAUCUGGCUUUCACCUGAUUCUCCUCUACCUGACCUUGUGCAGCCAGUGUUUGAACUACCUAAGGCAAUUUUCAGAAGUAGGUCGAUAUCGCCUGAGUCAACUUGUUCAGAGGUUGAAUACAUUGUUUUAAGCCUGGGGUCAUUAUUGUAUGACAACAGACAAUCUUCUCCAAGUUCAGGAGCAUCUGGAGAUGAAAACCAGGCACGGUCUCCCGACUUGUUAAGAUCUGAUUACAAAGAAGCAGUGCGAGAACAUGUGAUAGUAAAUGUUGGCUAUAGAUCACCGUCCCCUGAGUCUAUUGAGUCAGAUGUUGAGUAUGCUUUAGGCGAGCUUUUGAUAGCAUUGGGAUUUGGUGUUGAACAUAGGAAAGAUUCUUUUCUGUCAAUAGAGUCACAGAUUCAGGACAGGUCAUUUUCAACUGAGUCCAUACCAGAAUUCAAAUCUGUGUCACCUGAUGAAUUGAUGUCACUUAGAAGCAUUACAAGUGAAUCCCUAGAGUCAGUUGAGGAAAACACAAGAUUAUCACCAGACUCACCGCUUCCUUCUUUUACUCAGAAUGUACUUGAGACUGUAAUACAGGAAACAUACACUAGGGCUUCAUCCCCUGAGUCUCUGCUAUCAGAUACUGAAUAUUACUUGGUAAAUUUUUCAUUUGACAAAGGACUUGAAGACAAAAGAACAAUGUCACCACAGUCAGAAAGAUCAGAUAUUGAAUAUCCUCCUGAAUCUCCAGUGCCUGAUUUUACUCAGACAUUUGCAGAAUCUGCUGUGAUUGUAACAAGCUAUCCAGCAAUAGAAUUUUCAUAUUCUGAUGAAAUGUCACAACUACCAACUCCAUUUUAUGCAGAAACAAGAUCGUAUACACCAGAAUCAUUGGAGAAAGAGGAGCAUUUAGCACCCAAAUCAUCACUGGUUGAAACCAGUGAUCGCAUUGUUUCAGAAACAUCAGUUGAGCCUCUCCCACCUGCCACUGUACCUCAGUACAGUCUUGUUUAUGACGCUGAGCUAUGGAAGCUGAUUUCUCAGGUACGAGAUCCUCAGUAUGCAGGAGAAACCUUUAUUAGUAAAACAGCUUUCGUGCAGUUUAUUUGUAACAAAGAUAUAUAUGAAAGGAAUGUUACAAAUAAUCAAAAGGAUAAUAGAAUAAAAACCAGAAAUGACAAAGAUCAAUCAUCUUUAUUAACACCUUCAGAAGUUACUCAUCAGUUCUCUUUUACAGAAACAAAAAGAGCAGUGACCAACACACAUCUGACAGAAACACCACUUCCAAUGAUUGAACAGAUUUUGUUAUCAGAAACUGUUAUUUACAAGCAGCCAAAGCUUGAAUCAUCAGAGACACAACUGUGGUAUAAUCCUUCACUAUCUAACUCAGUAUCUGACGAAGAGAGCGAUCAUCUCUACAGAUCUCCAGAAUGUCUCGGUCCAAAUUUACCAGAGGUGGAAGACGCUAGAGUAUCACCCGAAUCUGUAAAAUCUGUCAGUGAAUUUGGGCCCCUCACACCAGAUGCCACCUCACCAGAACUGAGGUUGGGAUUGUCAGAAUGUGUCAAGUAUGUCAGAACAACACCACCCCCUGAAUCUAAAGCUUCAGAUCUUGAUUUAUUGCAACUGAAAUCAGACCUUUUAGAAUUCAGGCCUUCAUCUCCAGAAUAUGCUCUGUCUGAGAAUCAGGAUGAGAGUCAGAGGCCUUUGUCAUCUCAGUCACUGCCUGAGUGCAGUCCUGUGUCUUUCCAAUUAGCCUUGUCUGACCAAACACCAUCAUGUCCAGAAAUCAUUUCAGAAUGGGUCCAGAAUAGGUCACUUUCUCCAGACUCCCCCAUCCCUCAGUUUGCUCCAGUACCGCAGGUCUACCCCAUGAAACAUCUCAUCUUAGGCUCAUCCUCAGAUUCUGAAUCCAGUGAUUCUGCUGAUAUGUCAGAUGGAAACACUAGGCGACCCUCCUCACCUGAAUCCAUUUCAUCCAGUUGGUUAUUGCCUGAUUCACCAGUUCCUGAAUUUAUGAGAAUUUUAUCUUCUUAUUUUAUGGAUCCUACUUCCUAUGAUAGAUACCCCUCCCCUGUGUCUUUGUCAUCAGACUCUGAGUUUGUAGCCUUACCAGUUGAAUGUUGGACUGAUAACCCCAGACCUCUGAGCCCUGCAAGCCUUGAAUCUGAGAAGAAAUUUUGUUUUGAUGAUGAGCUCAGUUCAGAGGUUUCACCCCACACAUGGGGUGAAACAUCUUCCGUGCAACCAGAACAGACAAAGUUAGCGACUGUGUCAUCAUCACCUAUUAAAUCUGCUAAAGAAUAUUGCCCUCAUCUGCAACAAAUGACAGAAUCCACAUCAAAAUUCUGGAUAUGCAAAGAAGAAACUUUCCACAGAUCAAAAGCAGAUGAAGAUGCCGGAGAAUACUUGUCUCCAAAGCCAUCAACAGCUAAAGAUGUGAAACAAAAGGACACAAAGACCCAACAAAAAAGUGGUGAAGAACUACAGGGCAAACCAACCCAUCAUGGGGUUCCCCCAGACUUUCGAACAUUUGAUACCCAGAGCAACCAGUUUCCUGACACAGCAGCAACAGAUUGUGGCAGUAAAACUGCAGUGAUAUUCUUUGAUGAUAAGCCAAUCACAUCAGAUCCCAUACUCCUACCUGACCAGACUUCAUACAAAACACACCGAACUGUUCCUCCUGUACUGUCUGUGCAUGAGAAAGCUUCGAGUUUAAAGUCCCAUGUGUCCAGAGAGAAUCCAGACACAUGGGACUUUAUGCAAGGUCAGUCCUGUGAACCUUUUUCAGCCAAGUCAGAUGAGUUUUUGGUACCAAUAUUUUCGAGUCAACAAGCCCUGGGAGUUUCUGAGUGUGGCCAAGCAUUCUCCAAUGAUUUGAGUCCAGUAACGCCAGUGUUUAGUGGUCUCAGCUCAGCACAAUUUGCCUCUGAAGAUACCAUCAGUGAAGAGCCAGAAGUCACUGAAGACUUUACAUUUUCUCUAGGCUUUAGGAGAGUCCUCUCUGAAUUCGAGAACAUAGCAUUGGAAUUUGAAUCAAACACUACAACCAGCCAACAGAAGAAAUCAAGUAAGGGUACAGAGUCUCCACGUCCAUCAGAUUCAGAGCCAGAAUUCUUUGACUGCCAACAAGACUUUUUUGAACCGGAGGAUGUGAUGCCAGAAGAUGAGAUAACUUAUUUUUCUGAGCACUCUUCAAUAAGCUCAAGAAGUAGUUCAGAUAUGGGCCUACUGAGAGUCUGCCCUGAGCACACCGCUCAACGUUUCCUUCAAGUAGAACCUAAAAGGCAACAUUCUUCUGGCAGUGAAAGUCUUGGUGAAUUUGCUUAUGAUUCACAUGUUUCACGGGAGUGUGCUGCAGAGGGCGGCUUUCCCAUUUGUGAGCAGCUGCUAUCUAGAGAUCAAGCUGGGUAUUACGAUGAUGAUGACUUCCUGGGAAUGGUAAGAGGAUGAGCAUGAGCACAAUGCUACACUGGUUUCUGACUUACGUAGUUUUAGACAGAUUGCCGUUGCACACAAGAUGUAGAAAAGAAAACCUAGACUGAAUUUGUGCAUCAAUUUAAAAGGCAAAGAUGUUUCUGCUGUGAAGAAGUAUUUGCAGUUGUUCACUUUGAUGCACAGUUGAGAUUAAUAAGCUGCUGUGGAGAGUUCUACUACAUAUUCCACUGUUUGCACCAAUUGGUGUGUGCAUGUUGUUUCCCCCCUUAGUGUCAAAAAUUAAAACACUGAACAUUUCCAUAUUUCUUCCUCCCAUUUGACAUUUCCAUUCAUCCUCCUGAGCAGUAGAUAAGCUGACUCUAUUGCUGCAUGUUUGUUUUAGUUGAACAUUGUUGCUUUAUUGUGCCUUCUCUUCAUCUCGCAUUACUUUUAUGUACAACAUUUUGAAUUUAUUUCCCUUGAUCCAUACAUGUACAUUUAGCAAUGACAGAAGAUGAGUGUGAGGUUAAGAGAAAGGCCUAAGCAUGAGUUUCCUGCAGCAGUUUGUUGUAGUGUCACUGCAGAAAACGUGACAUUCACCCAUACUGGUUGUGUGCUGUCUCUAGGAGAUAGCAGAGGAGCUAGGAGCACUGUCCUCUGAUAGCUCAGAGGAGGAGGUGCUGACCACCAGAGUGGUCCGACGCAGAAUAAUC